Molecule: messenger RNA, 4983 nt
Organism: Paracoccidioides lutzii Pb01
Exons: 5
Coding region: 1-4983 (1660 amino acids)
Biological process (GO): telomere maintenance
Cellular component (GO): nucleus
Source: RefSeq, a predicted model, not a curated record
AUGCUCAACCACCGAAGGUUUGAUCCAAACGCAGCAAAACGUCUCGGAGAUAUGAUAUUCCGUGAGGAGGGCCUCAGCUCAACGUCGCGACUUCUCCCGAGGUCUUGGCGUGAUUCUGCCAUUUUGGACGCGUCCAAAAUGGCCAAAGCGACGACGUUCGACCACGACCGCCGACAACGACUGGAUGUCCUCCACCAUAUCUCCGUAUCUCCAAAUAUGGUUGAAGUCCUGAGCUUCUGUGCUCUUCCUGCACGUCCACCAACUCCUCCCCGAUCAUCCUCCUUCAAUUUGGCAGCGCCAAAGUCCGACAUCCAGCAGCUACCCGGCAAUCAAGCUCUCCUUUCGACUCCAGACGACCGUUCCUCGCCAUUGGAUCUACCACCCCAUCCUCAGUCCAGCUCUCAGUCAAAAAGGGUCAAUUUCUCUCCUUUGACCAGCUAUAUCAAACCUCCGUCCUUCACAAACCCGAACAAUCCUAAGACGAGAACGCCCCUUAGAGCCCUUCUACCCUCGAAUCAAUAUAAACCAUCCAAAUCGAUCCUCAAAACUUCCUGCUCCUCCCCAGCCUCCUCCCCGCCUGAUGAGCAGCUCACCAAUCCAUCCGAGAAUCUACCUGCCAUGCUAGAAUCAAUCACCAACCAGCUCGCAGGCGAGUCUCAUGCAUCAAGAGCUGAUGCAUACCAACAUCUUCUGGGCGCCCUGACCGCUUAUGAAAACAUUCCAGAUGAAGAUGCAUUGGCAGAGAAGGUUGAGUUUUUUUCACAGUGUAUUUGGAGGGAUAUAUGUGAAGUAUCGGGGACCUACCAACCCCUCGAUGUCAAACUCGUACGCCAGGCUUUGAACUUGUUCGCCAUGUUCAUAUAUAAACCAAAGCUUUCGUCGCGAGUUUCCGAAGAUCUAAAAGUUACCAUCAUUGAUCAUAUCAUUUCCUCUCUCCAGAAUCCGAAUUUACCAAAGGUUGUUGUUAUCGAGUAUAUGCGUGUUCUAUCCGUACAAAGCUUUUCGCCAAAAGUUAUAACGGCAAAUCGAGUGACACUCUUAUUGACUGUGCUCAGAGAUAUUACAGACCGUGUGGAAGGCAAAGCGGUGGUUGCCCAGCGCCUGGCUAUUUACGAAAGGCUCUUGUUCUUACAGCAGUCAGCAAUGGCAGCCCAUGCCGAGCUGUGGAUCGAUCAACUGGUGACGGCCCUUCUUCAUAAUUUCAAGGAAGUACGAACAAGAGCAAUCAGGUUUGGCAAGCUAGCUGCGGUGGUUUUGGGACCAAAUUUUACUGUUUCUUUUGUGUUAAAAGACGUCCUCGGCUAUACUUUAUCAGACUCCUCUCAUUUGAUUACAGAGGUCUGCGGUCGGCUGACGGAGAUGAUCUCAGACCCCGAGGCUGGUCCGCACGUUCCGCAAAUUUGGAGUGUUAUUAUCCUCUUGCUGCGAAGCAGGCGAUGGUCGAUAGGCAGCUGGUCUCACUUAAAGGAGUGGUUGCUAGUGAUACAGAAAUGUUUCAACUGCAGUGAUCCAGCCACAAAAUCACAAGCUCUGAUGGCAUGGGAUUUGUUUGUUUACGCUUUACCACCUAGUGAGACGACAGGUAAAGAUAUCACUAAAAUAUUAUUUCGACCAAUUCUCUCUCAACUUGAGCGAAAGAAGACCGACAAACAGGGGAUUCUACUUAACCAAGCGUUUGCCAGUUACCAUAAGCUCCUUUAUUAUGCCUUUCGACCUUCGGCGUCUCAUAGCCGCCUGGACUCACUCUGGACCAUAUAUAUCAAAACCCCAUUUUCGGGACAUCUGAAUUCGGAGCCAACAAAUAACAAGCGACUAUGUCAGAUAUUGUCUUCACUACUCUGGAAUCAACAGCCAAAGAUUUGGGAGGAAGAUAAAGUUAAGAUUAACAAAGCGACGACUCUUAAACCCGAAGAUCUACCAAGACUGGACUGUAAAUGGGUUCGAUCCCGGCUUUCAAUAAUUCUCCCUGUUUUCGAAUCGCUUUUCAAGACGUCAGUUUGGAGUGACAAUGAACUACAGGAGUCAGGCAUUGGGCUAGCUUGGAUAAAUCUUUCAAAGGCUCUGGCCGACGCUUCCAAUAAGGAGAUUACACCCUCUCCGGAAUCUAUGCAAGCAGUUGCUAGUAUCCUGGGCACAUUGCAACGGAUCUGGAAAGCGGCGCCGUCGUCAUUAAAUGCAGAAGGGAUCGAGCAAAACGAUGCUUUUUACAGUCGAUUUCACUUUCUUGUGAAAACAAUUAUUUCAUUUGUUGGGCUAAAUCCAUUUACAGAUAAGUUGCUUUUGAAAACGUCACAAGAGACUUUUCAAACUGCUAACACACCUACGCACCAUCGACGGAAGUUAGAUACUAAUGUCAGAUCUCCCAUGCUUCACUUGCUUCACAUAAUUACGACUUCACCACCACCAUUACCGACCUCUGGCCAGACGUAUUUCCAACUAAUUCACGGUAUAAUUGCAAUGAGUGUACAAGAACGAACAUCAAGGAAUGCUAAACUAGAAACAUUCCGCCAAUUCGCAGAUCUAUGUUUAGAACCGUGGGGGAAUGCUUCGGAUACAGAUAAACAAACCCUGCCAACCCGCCAAUACGUAUGGCAAAGUGUAGCGAAACUGGCUAGGGAAUGUCUAACUGCUUUCCCAGUUGAAAUGGAGCUGAAGAAUCGUUAUGAUUCGGCGCCGAACGAUUAUGAAAAAGUGAUUGCUAUCCUCACCGCGGGAUCUGGCUUCGAUCUGGCUUCUUUGGAAUGGUCUCAACUGCUUGAUUCAUUUAGUUCUGUCGUUCAGACUGAAAGGGGUGAAAAUGCCCUUCCUUCCAUUCUUGAAACCCUUUCAGGGGCAGUUCGUUCCCAGCCGUUACCCUCCGCUACCGGCUGUUGUUCAGCUCUCCUCGAUCUUGCCAAAUUCUCUUCAAACCAAGAGCAAUCCCCGUCUCCGUUUCAUCCUCCAAUUGCAAAAUCGACGACGUUCCAAUACCGCCACCCUCAAUUUCAUUCAUGGAACAAUUUAAUAGACGCGGCUGGGAGGCUGCUAAAGGAACUUUAUCAACACCUAACGGAGAUCGACUCUGGGCACGCAGUAAGAUUCUUGGACUCUAUGACCCAGUUUCUUGGCCGAUGCCCAUCGUCAUUUGGUCCAAUUUUGCUGAGCAAGGCUCAAGAUUCUUUGGUCUUAUGGAUUACUGACCGCGAUGGUCUGCUCAUUACUAGACCGGAAGUGGAUGACGUAGUAAUUGCUGCAGCUCGAUCAUUGAUACGUUCGAUUACCGCGCUUCUCCAAAAAUCAGCUGAUUCCGACGAUAAACUAUUACAAACGCUAGCGACUCUUAUUUCGUCUGGUUUGGAAUCGAGACAUAAAUCUACAGUUAACAGUUUCAUUAAGCUGUGGAAUAACUCGUUUGGUUCGAAAGAAAUUUUGGAAUAUCCCGAAAAUGUGGAAACGGUCCUGAGGAGAUUGCAGCCAUUUGUGCAACUUCUGUUACCAAACUUUCCGCCAUCGGUCGGCCACACAGUUGAUCCUGAGUCUCCUGAAUUUUUAAGUUCCCAGGAAGAGGUGACAAGAUCUGAAACCCCAAUUAAACUCCUUGAGCGACCCAAUAAAAUUUUCAAAGUUUCGUCUGUUUCCCCUGCACCAACCAUCACGCCGGCAGGCGUAAAUAGAGCCCGUCGAAGAAAACGAAGUACUUCCUCAAUAUCCAAAAUUACAACACCUAAACCUCGACUUCGUCACGAUGACUCUCAGAUCCAAUUUGUCCCUGUCGAGUCCUCACCUGCAAAUGACGUCGCUGGGGAGUCACAAGUGCUGACAGAACAUCAGCAAGAGGUCAGAGACAGGCAAAGAGGAGAAGCUGCAAAGUUAUAUCCAGUUUUCCGUUCACCUGCCUCCCAGCCUGGGCAAGUUGCAGAUCUGGCAAAGUUUGGAGAUUUGGAGACCGCAGAUAAUAGCCCGCCAACCCCUAUGCUUGAUAUUGCAAUGGCUGCUAAUGAUGAAGAAUUCCUGGGUUCUUCACCAACUCCAACUUCCAAAAACUCAGUCGCUCAACCUGAUCAAAUGAUUGGAUCAUCUCUAGCAUAUUCUUUCGACACAACCAAUCUUCAUUCUGAGGGUCCUCCCUCAUCCCCCCCUCAAAUCCAGUCUGAAGAUAACCUGCCCGUUGAAGCGUCUGAGGUUAAAAGAAUUUCCGAGCUUAAAGACGAGGAUACCACAUUGAAUGGAGACGUGUUUUCACCACCAGGGAGUUCACCAACACCCACCAGGGGUGAUACUGGCUGUCGCAGAGGUGUUCUUGGCUCAAGGAAAAAGUCAGAACAGAAGACUAUAGAAUCCAUCAGCAUCACAACUCCGGAAACUCUUGAAAAGACCCCAAAAUCAGAAUAUCUUACGAAUGUACAAUCAGAUAUGCUGGGCAUAGCACCGCCUGAACGCAGCGGUGGCCUUGAGAAGCAGCCCGUCCACUCGAGACGAAGCUCCCGCAUUCCAAAUGUUGAGUGCGAUAGGAUUGACAUUAUUCCAGACUCGUUCAGUGAUGAUCUUGAGAGACAAAUAGCGUCCCAACUCGAACAGGUCCUAGAGUUGACGAUGGAUAUGGAAGUGGGGAAUCAAGGAAUACAGGGACUUGAUGCUUCAAUCGUGACGAGGUCGAUGAAACGAAAACGGGGCAACGAAGUAUCAUCCCAACACGAUCGCGCUAAACGGGUGUCUCCAAGUAAUAGAAGCCUCUCUGCGGCUGACGAUAUAAUCCCUUCAAAAAGUAUCAACACUCAUCCGGAAAGUAGUCCUGUUGAACAUCGUGCUUCGCAACCGGAUCGGCCAAACCGAUCACGGCGAAAGAUGACUUCAAUGCUAGCUUCUACAGAAGCUAUCCACCACCCACCAGACACCGGAAGAACCUCUAUUUCUUCCAGUCAGCGCAAAACCAAGAAACGAAGCAAACGACUCCCCAAUUAUCACCCGGUCUCGAAAUGGAACAAAGCCCCACAGCAGCUGUGA